AUGGUGGACACUAUUUUCUCGGAUGUCGCACAACCUGAUCAGGCUCGCAUUGUCGCUCUGAAUGCUCAUAAUUUCUUGAAAAAUGGCGGACAUGCAGUGAUCUCAAUCAAAGCUAACUGCAUUGAUAGUACCGCUGAACCGGAAGCUGUAUUUGCUGGAGAAGUCAAUAAACUGAAAGAGGAGAAGUUCAAGCCUAGGGAACAGGUCACUCUGGAGCCGUACGAAAGGGAUCAUGCUGUUGUUGUAGCUGAGUAUCGAGCAAAAGCUGUUAUGAUUGUUCUGUUAUUUAGUAAAAGUAUGCUGCAGGGUGCAAUGACUAGGCAGGAGCCUAUCCAAGCUGUGCAAACCUUUGGUCGUAAGAAGACGGCUACAGCGAUUGCUCAUUGCAAGAAAGGUCGAGGUCUGAUUAAGGUCAACGGUCGACCGCUCGAACAUCUGGAGCCUCAGAUUCUUCGCAUGAAGCUGCAGCUUCAAGUUGACUUGUUCUUGGCGUGA
This is a messenger RNA of Cylicostephanus goldi, 495 nucleotides long. Lineage: Eukaryota; Metazoa; Nematoda; Chromadorea; Rhabditida; Strongylidae. The record is from the annotation of a GenBank genome assembly.